Aricia agestis (brown argus) is the source of this 2982-nucleotide messenger RNA. RefSeq names its product dipeptidyl peptidase 3 (gene DppIII). Gene Ontology annotation, biological process: proteolysis. Gene Ontology annotation, molecular function: metalloexopeptidase activity; dipeptidyl-peptidase activity. Lineage: Eukaryota; Metazoa; Arthropoda; Insecta; Lepidoptera; Lycaenidae. The coding region runs from base 58 to 2349 and encodes 763 amino acids. Gene Ontology annotation, cellular component: cytoplasm. The record is from RefSeq and is a predicted model, not a curated record. The transcript is spliced from 14 exons.
UCAGUAAAGUAAGCUUAUAAUAUAUCGAGAAUAAACGAGGUUACUUUAGUAUUACAAAUGUUGCGAACUCUGACUAUUAACCUUGCCAAAUGCCGGCGUUUUCAAAAUGCUGAUUCACUUAUCAAAAUACACAAAAAACAUGUAUCGUUGAGUUCCCAACUCAGAAAUUUACAAUCUGUUAAAAUCGUUAAUGCUAUGGAAGACAAAUCAAACUUUUUACUGCCAAAUAAUCAAAGAUUUGUUGAAUUAGAUAGUUCUGAAGCUUUUGAGAAUUUAUCAAAACAAGAAAAACUUUAUGCUCAUUAUUUGAGUCAGGCAGCAUGGAAUGGGGGACUGAUUGUUCUUGUUCAAACAAGCCCAGAGUCUCCUAAAAUAUUUUCAUUGCUGCACAGAAUUUUCAUUGCUGAACCUUUGGAAGAGCUUAAGAAUUCGGCUUUGAAAGCUGGUGUCUCAAAAGAUGAUUUUCAGGCUUUCCUAGUCUAUGCAGGCGCGUUGUUUGCUAACAGUGGCAACUACAAGGGCUUUGGAGACACAAAAUUCAUUCCAAACCUAUCAACUGAGUCUUUUGAACUGAUUGUUAAAGCGUCUAACGCUUAUGAGAAUGAUAACACUCAUAUUUUAAAGUUGUGGGAGAAUACAAAGGGAGCAAUUUACAGUAUUAUUCCUAGACUGACUAGCUUGGGAUUAGCUAAAAAGGGUGUCACUACUUACUUUUCAAGUAAUUGUACUGAAGAGGAUUCAGCUUUAGUAAACGACUGGAUGAAGACAAAACGAAUUGAGGCGUAUAUUUGUCGUACUUUUAAAACAAUUUCCGAUGAUGGAUUACCAUUAUAUACCAUACACUAUGCCAGUGUUGAGACGACACCAAAACCACCUCUAACAAUGGAAAAGGAGAAAUACAAAAAUGCAUACUUCCGAGUUACCCGUGGAGACUACUCUCCACUUUUGAAGUUGGUCAAUGAAAAUUUAGAGAAGGCUGUCCAAUAUGCGGCUAAUGACAAUGAGAAGAACAUGCUCAAGCAUUACAUUAGCAGCUUCAAAGAAGGUGACCUGAACGAGCAUAAGGAAGGUAGCAGAUAUUGGAUCAGAGACAAGGGACCAAUCAUUGAAACAUACCAAGGCUUUAUUGAGACAUACAGAGAUCCGAGCGGCCAACGAGGCGAAUUUGAAGGUUUUGUUGCGAUGGUCAACAAGGAGAUGUCUAAGAAGUUUGGUGCGCUGGUCGACGGAGCUGAACAGUUCCUGAAACUGCUGCCGUGGGGACAGGACUUUGAGAAGGACUCCUUCCUACGACCAGACUUCACUAGUUUGGAUGUACUGACUUUCUCGGGUAGUGGCAUCCCGGCUGGCAUCAAUAUCCCUAAUUAUGAUGAAAUUCGCCAAAAUGAAGGUUUCAAGAAUGUGUCACUUGGCAAUGUGAUCCCUGCUUCUUACAAGGAGUCGGUUAUUCCGUUCUUAUGCGAGUCCGACAAGCAGUUACUUGAGAAAUACAGGGUUGCUGCUUUUGAGGUGCAAGUAGGUCUUCACGAGCUACUAGGACACGGCAGCGGUAAAUUGUUCAGACAAAACGCCGAUGGAACAUUCAAUUUUGACAAGGAGAAAGUCAAAAACCCACUAACAGGUAAAGCAAUCGAGUCGUGGUACACUGAAGGCGAGACGUACGACAGCAAGUUCACGACGCUCGGCUCGGCGUUCGAGGAGUGUCGUGCCGAGGCCGUCGGACUCUACCUGUCGCUAGAGCCAGAGAUACUAAAGAUUUUCGGCUACGAAGGCAAAGAGGCGGAGGAUGUAAUGUACGUGAACUGGCUAAGCCUGCUUUGGAAUGGCGCCGCCAAGGCCACGGAAAUGUACCAGCCCUCCACCCAGACCUGGCUUCAGGCUCACGCGCGCGCCCGUUUCGUUCUGAUGCGUCUGUUGGAACAAGAAGGCAACGGCUUGCUGACUAUAUCCGAGACGGAGCCGGGCAAGAACCUGCUGCUCACCCUGGACAGGAGUAGACUGGCCACCGACGGCAAGAGGAUUAUUGGCUCGUUCCUCGUGAAGCUUCAGACUAUAAAGGCGACGGGCGACUUCGCCGGCGGCGAUGAGCUGUUCCGCGCGCUCAGCGAGCUCGCCGAGCCCUGGGCGCGCUGGCGCGACAUCGUCGUCUUGCACAAGCAGCCUCGCAACAUAUUCGUGCAGCCGAACACUGUGCUCGCAGGUGACAGUGUGAAGUUGUCGCGGUAUGCGGCGUCGGCGGAGGGGCAGGUGCAGUCGUGGGUGGAGCGGUUCCCGACACCCGCCGUCGACGACGCGCUGGAGCAGCUCGCCGAACACGAUCGACAGUACUUCGCGGACCUACUCGCCUGAAUGUAGCCGCGGACCCGCACACAUAGACUACGGGCCAAAAGCCACAUACAGAGACAUAUUUAAAAAAAUUGACAAAUAUGUCUGAAUAGUACGACAAAUAUUUAAUUUAUUGAAGUUAAUUUACUAAUCCAUAUUCGAUUUAAUUUCGUCAACGUAUAAUGGAUUUAACAUAACGCGUUAUUACACCUCUUGUUUACUAUCCCCGCGUUCCAUUUGAUGUUAAAAACGAUCAAAACGCUCAAAAUGCCUCCUAUUUUGAGCGUUUUAAUCGUUUUUGACAUCAAAUGGCACGCGGGGUAUAUGUUUAAUAUCUAUGGUCUAUGUCUACGGUAAAAGUUCGUGUGCCAUGCUCAUGUUUAUGUUAUAAUGUAAGGAACGCGCCUUUGGAUCAGUCACAACUCGCACCAUAACGUCUCGAUAAAAAAAUAAACUUCUAGAAAUAAAAGUGCAAACGACACAUUUAGCCCAAUGCAGCUCGAAGUUGCAGAGGUUCAUCUCGUUUCUGUGUGAACUGACAAAGUUGUGUCAAUGAAAUUUAAAAAAACAUGCGCAAGGCAAACUACAACAACACAACUGAUAAAUAAUAAUGUUUGAUACCAGCGUACUAAGCACAGAAUAUAUUUUUUAAUUUAA